UGAAGCCGGCUUUGGAGAGCCCGCUGUGGCGGCGGCAAACAUGGCGGACGUGCUAAGUGUCGGAGUGAACCUGGAGGCCUUUUCCCAGGCCAUUAGUGCCAUCCAGGCGCUGCGCUCCAGCGUGAGCAGGGUGUUCGACUGCCUGAAGGAUGGCAUGCGGAACAAGGAGACGCUGGAGGGCCGGGAGAAGGCCUUCAUUGCGCACUUCCAGGACAACUUGCAUUCGGUCAACCGGGACCUCAAUGAGCUGGAACGGCUGAGCAAUUUGGUAGGCAAGCCAUCCGAGAACCAUCCUCUCCAUAACAGCGGGCUGUUGAGCCUGGAUCCCGUGCAGGACAAGACUCCUCUGUACAGUCAGCUCCUCCAAGCGUAUAAAUGGUCCAACAAGUUGCAGUACCACGCGGGUCUUGCAUCUGGCCUUUUGAAUCAACAGUCGUUGAAACGCUCUGCUAACCAGAUGGGAGUGUCUGCUAAACGGAGACCAAAGGCCCAGCCCACCACCCUUGUGUUACCACCUCAGUACGUUGAUGACGUCAUAAGCCGUAUUGACAGGAUGUUCCCUGAAAUGUCCAUCCACUUGUCCAGACCCAAUGGGACAUCCGCAAUGCUUCUGGUGACCUUGGGGAAGGUGUUGAAGGUGAUCGUCGUCAUGCGGAGCUUGUUCAUCGACCGAACCAUAGUAAAGGGGUACAGCGAGAACGUGUACACGGAAGACGGCAAGCUUGAUAUAUGGUCCAAAUCUAACUAUCAAGUAUUCCAGAAGGUGACGGACCAUGCCACCACCGCCCUGCUACACUACCAGCUGCCCCAGAUGCCAGACGUCGUGGUCAGAUCCUUCAUGACCUGGUUGAGAAGUUACAUAAAGCUGUUCCAGGCCCCAUGCCAGCGCUGCGGGAAGUUUCUGCAGGAUGGCCUUCCCCCCACGUGGAGGGAUUUCCGAACCCUCGAAGCCUUCCACGACACCUGCCGGCAGUAGCCCCGCCCGCCCCGCCCCGCCAGCGCAGACCCCCAGGCUGCACCCUUCCAGACAAGCCCCAAGUGUACGCAUGGCUCAGCAUUUUUUCACUGCCCCGUGUCAACGCAGCCCCCUGCCCCUUUGGUAAAACAGCAUGCUGUUCGCUAAGACCAAGCCCCUGGAAUAACAGUCCAUCUCUGUGUGCAUGGAACUGAUUCGACACGUUACCCAGAUAUGGGAGGCCGGGAAAACUGCCUGAGGACUCAGCAUGAGAAAGCUGGGUAGCGUGACCCUCCGUGUGCGUCAGCAUCAGGAAUUCACCCCCCUGGACCGCGUGCUAAGUCCUGUCCAUGAGCCGCUGUGGUUGGAAUGAGCCCCCGUUCAUACGUGUUGUGCUGAGUGUUUGGUUUUGUAACUUAUUUUUAAAAGCAAUAAACCUUUUGUACCCAG
Messenger RNA from Hipposideros armiger (great roundleaf bat), 1405 nucleotides. RefSeq names its product mediator complex subunit 27 (gene MED27). The record is from RefSeq and is a predicted model, not a curated record. The transcript is spliced from 8 exons. Gene Ontology annotation, molecular function: transcription coactivator activity. Gene Ontology annotation, cellular component: mediator complex. Gene Ontology annotation, biological process: regulation of transcription by RNA polymerase II. Bases 41 to 976 code for a protein of 311 amino acids. NCBI's taxonomy places the organism in Eukaryota, Metazoa, Chordata, Mammalia, Chiroptera, Hipposideridae.